Diuraphis noxia (Russian wheat aphid) is the source of this 1359-nucleotide messenger RNA. Its product is annotated as neuroendocrine convertase 1-like. Gene Ontology annotation, cellular component: neuron projection; membrane. Gene Ontology annotation, molecular function: serine-type endopeptidase activity. Gene Ontology annotation, biological process: peptide hormone processing. The record is from RefSeq and is a predicted model, not a curated record. NCBI's taxonomy places the organism in Eukaryota, Metazoa, Arthropoda, Insecta, Hemiptera, Aphididae.
AUGGAUUUAGUUACAAAGAUUUUAUGCAAAUUCCUUGGCGCACGUUAUCCGUUCAUUAUCGCGGACGAAGAAAUCAGUAUUAACUUGAACUGGAAUAAAAAGGAUCCUAUGCCUAGGUAUGAAGAUCCAACAAAUUAUCAUGGUACUAGAUGUGCUGGAGAAAUUGCUAUGGCUGCAAAUAAUACAAAGUGUGGUGUAGGCGUUGCUUAUAAUGCGAAAGUAGGAGGUAUCGUAUUGCUCGAUGGCAAAACAAACGACGAAAUGGAAGCUAGAGCUUUAAUUAACGCUAAUUCGUUGGUGGAUAUAUACAGUGGAUCAUGGGGGCCUAUCGACAACGGACUAAUGGUCGACGGGCCCGGAGUAAUGGCGCAAAUUGCAUUUGAAAUCGGUGCAACCAAGGGUCGCAACGGCAAAGGUUCAAUAUACGUAUUCGCCUCGGGAAAUGGUCGUAUGCAAUUUGACAAUUGUGCAUCGGAUGGCUAUGUGGGAAACAUUCACACUUUGGCUAUUAGCAGUGUCACUAUGGACGGCAGAGCUCCCGAGUACGCCGAGAGAUGUGCCGCCGUCAUAGCUACAGCUUAUUCCGGCAGUCUGGAUAAUGGUAUUAAAAUUGUUACGUCUGAUAUCAAUAAUACAUGCACGCUUUCACAUACUGGCACAUCAGCCGCAGCUCCGUUAGCAGCAGGAGUUAUAGCUUUAGCUCUCGAAGCCAAUGGAAAUUUGACUUGGAGAGACGUGCAACAUUUAUUGGUAAGGAACUGCGAAGUUGCGCCUCUGUUGAAAAAUUCUGGUUGGUCCACUAACGCAGCAGGAUUCGAUUUUAAUCCCCAGUUUGGUUUUGGAUUAUUAAACGCCUAUAAGUUAGUGAAAGAAGCUAUUGGCUGGAGCACUGUACCAAAGAAAAUUAUUUGUGCUGCAAAUUUCCGAAUCCCUGAAAAUUGUAAACAUUUUGGUCGAGCCUCAAAAUUUGUGUCCACGGUAUUAACGAAUGGCUGCAACGGAUACAUAAGAUAUUUAGAGCACGUACAACUAUGUGUGACCAUUCAGUACCCCAAACGUGGUAUGGUCGAAAUAGAUCUAAUAUCACCAAAAAACACCACGUGUAAAAUGAUGGAGCCACGACCCUUAGAUGAGUCAAACAAUGGAUUUUUUGAAUGGAAAAUAAAAUCUUUACAAUUUUGGGGUGAAACCCCGUCUGGGGAGUGGACGGUUAUUGUCAAAGAUGAAACUUCUAAUUUAUUUGCCGGACUAACUGGAUCAGUAGAAAAACUUAGAUUGAUAAUGCAUGGAACUAAAAAAAAUCCUUACAAUUAACAAAUUUGGAUAAUUUUAAAUAGUUUCAAAUAAUUAUGAAUAUUA